Photinus pyralis (common eastern firefly) is the source of this 1291-nucleotide messenger RNA. RefSeq lists its product as uncharacterized. The record is from RefSeq and is a predicted model, not a curated record. NCBI's taxonomy places the organism in Eukaryota, Metazoa, Arthropoda, Insecta, Coleoptera, Lampyridae. The coding region runs from base 194 to 1192 and encodes 332 amino acids. Gene Ontology annotation, cellular component: membrane. The transcript has a single exon. Gene Ontology annotation, molecular function: ligand-gated monoatomic ion channel activity.
AAUAAUUAGUCCAAUCACUACACUAAACCUUAACAGGUGUCCAGUAACGUUACUAGUACAGAACCCUGGCCGCUCACUCUACUAUCCUGGUGUGCGAUAUGAACUUUUUCUUGUUGAACUAUUAGCACACUAUCAUAAUGGAACAUUUGUCCCAUUACCGUAUACAGAUUUGGAUGAAGCCUUUACCCACAUAAUGACUCGCCAGAUAAUAUUGCUACCUUCAAAUGCCAUACUCUCAGAUCGUUAUAGUUUGUCUCAUUCUACUUAUAAUUACGAAAUAAUUUGGGUGGUACCACGAGCUCGAAUCGUUCCCGCAAUACGUAAAAUAUUUCUGACUUUUCAACCGUUUCUGUGGUUUAUGAUCAUGGUGGCAUUUCUCGUGACCACGAUUGUCUGGUGGUGUAUACUGUCAUGGAAUAAACGCAACUUGAACUUCGAAAACUUGGCAAUCUCGGCAACCGAUGUCACCUCGAUUACGAUAUUUGCGGCAGCUGCAAACGUACCAGGAGGGUUUCGCUUACGUUGCAUUUUCUUAACAUACCUUAUUUACAUUAUUCAUAUAAAUUGCGGUUUUACAUCAAAUUUGAUUAACAUACUGACCGUUCCACGAUACCAACAUCAAAUUAAUAACUUACAAGAAUUGGCAAUUGCGAAUCUAUCUAUAUACAUGGAUUUAAGCUUGAAGAAUGGAUAUUUCCCACCUAAUCGUUCUAGUUGUGACCUUUAUCAAAAAUUACAAAGAUCAUUGGUUCCAGUCGAUCGAGGGGGCUACAUUAAGGUUUUGGAGAAUAUACAUGAACAUAGUGACCGUGCUUUAAUAAUCAUAUAUCAAGAAUUCUUGCAAUAUCAAUUCCUGAUGAAGAAAAAAUUGAAUGUACACCUAAUUACCGACAGUAGUGUAACAGGAAGAAUUGAAUUCGCGCUACACUUUGAUCAACACCAUCAUUUUUUCCCGUACUUAAAUGACUUUCUAGAUUUGAUCAGAGAUUCUGGAAUUGGGAGCAAGCAAUUGAGUGAUUAUGAAACUAAUUUUGCGGAAGAACGAGAUAUUUUCGAUGUUGAGCCACCAGCAGUAGUGGUCUUAACAUUAAACCAUCUUUCUUUCACGUUUGCCUUACUUGGAAUAGGCAUCAUCGUGUCUGGAGCAGUUUUUUUAAUAGAACUUGUAGUGCACUCGUAUUCAUCUCACUAAAUAAUGUAUUUGUGUAAAGAUACCUAUACAAUUACAUAAUACAGUGUGUCCCAAAUCGCGUGGGAUUGCAUGGGUAACCUUCUUAUUAUUAAAGAUAGA